This is a messenger RNA of Diceros bicornis minor, 2961 nucleotides long. RefSeq names its product BCL2 antagonist/killer 1 (gene BAK1). Lineage: Eukaryota; Metazoa; Chordata; Mammalia; Perissodactyla; Rhinocerotidae. Gene Ontology annotation, cellular component: mitochondrial outer membrane. The record is from RefSeq and is a predicted model, not a curated record. Bases 1051 to 1686 code for a protein of 211 amino acids. The transcript is spliced from 6 exons. Gene Ontology annotation, biological process: regulation of apoptotic process; extrinsic apoptotic signaling pathway in absence of ligand; intrinsic apoptotic signaling pathway in response to DNA damage. Gene Ontology annotation, molecular function: protein heterodimerization activity; protein homodimerization activity.
AGCCUGCAGGGAGUAGGGUGGGGAGGGGGAGGCCUCAAUGCCUGGGCAGUUCCGCCAACCCCUGCUGGGGGCCUGAUCCAGCUAGGGCUCCCUCUGGCUGCCCCUCAGACAGCUUCCCCUCUCGCCUCCGCCCUGGGUGCCAGAGAAUCGGGUGCCAAAGACCCAGGUCCUUUAGCGGUCUGGGGGAUGGGAGUGGAGGUCAGAGCCAAGGUCAAGGGCAGGGGGAGAACUUUCAUGGUGCUUCCUGCUGCCCCAGGAGCCCCUGGGCAGCCUGGCCAGGCAUCUCCCCCUGGGAACAUCCUGGGCCCAGCAAGUGGGGUGCAGUGGACUCCCCUUACCAGGAACUCAGGCCACUUGGAUGGGGAAGGGGUGAGCCCAGGUCGGCACAAGGCCUCUGGCCCUGGGGGGCCGUUCUGAGGCUCUACCUGCUCCCUGGCAGUGAGCCCCCGGGAUGGUGGUGGAGGGAGCCGGGAGUGCCAUCAGCAUCCUUGGGCCCUGCUGUCCUGGGGCUGCCGGGUUUCAGGGACCAGGGGAGAGGGAAGGGAGAACUUGAUCAGGAAGGAGCUGCCGGGAUGGGGGUGUGCCAGGCAAAGGUCUGUGUUACUGAGGUCGAGCGCCCAGGGGUGGAGGGGGUUCUGCCUUCUCCCCGUCCUGCUCUGAGAGGGUGGAGGGGUGGAGAGCUGAGUGCACAGGUGGUCCUGCCCUCCCCCACCCCUUCUCUUGGGGCACUUUCGAAAAUGGCCCCAGGCCUGAGAGGGAGGCCGGCGGGGGGUACACAGGCCCUCCCAGGGAGAAGGGGGCCGCUCAGGGCGGGGCUGUGCCCUCCCCAGGGGUGGGAGGAGGGGUGCUUCUCGCCUGGACGCUGAUGGAGGCAGCUUUCGGGUGGAGGGGAAAUGAAGGGGGUACAAACUGAAAGUGAAACAGCUCAUGUCCAGGAAAUACUCCCUCUGUCAAGGGUUCAUAGAGCAGAUCGGGGCUGCGGCCAGGGCUGGAUGAAGAGGAAAAUUGGGGCUGGGACCGGCUAACCUAUCCUCCACUGGGACCUGAAAAAUGGCGUCCGGGCAAGGCCCAGGUCCCCCCAGGCAGGAGUGUGGAGAGCCUGCCCCAUCCCCCACUUCGGAGGAGCAGGUAGCCCGGGACACGGAGGAGGUUUUCCGCAGCUACGUUUAUUACCGCCAUCAGCAGGAGCAGGAGGCGGAGGGCGCGGUUGUGCCUGCUGACCCAGAGAUGGCCACCUUGCCCCUAGAACCUAACAGCACCACGGGGCAGGUGGGGCGGCAGCUCGCCAUCAUCGGGGACGACAUCAACCGGCGCUACGACUCGGAGUUCCAGACCAUGCUGAAGCACCUGCAGCCAACGGCAGAGAACGCCUAUGAGUUGUUCACCAGGAUCGCCUCGAGCCUGUUUGAGAGCGGCAUCAACUGGGGCCGAGUGGUGGCUCUCCUGGGCUUCGGCUACCGCCUGGCCCUGCACGUCUACCAGCGUGGCCUCACCGGCUUCCUGGGCCAGCUGACCCACUUCGUGGCCGACUUCAUGCUGCGUAACUGCAUUGCCCGGUGGAUCGCGCAGAGGGGCGGCUGGGUGGCAGCUCUGGACCUGGGAAAUGGCCCCAUCUGGAACGUGGUGAUAGUUCUGGCUGUGGUUCUGCUGGGCCAGUAUGUGGUACGAAGAUUCUUCAAGUCAUGACUCCCGGAGGGGCCCUUUGGGGUCCCAGCAGAGACCCUUUCCUGGACUUCAGCCAAGCCUUCUCCCUUCACCCCCUCCCCUGCAGGGGUCCCCCCCUCAACUGUACAGAAGCUUUAGCAAGUGGGCACUCCACCUUUGGAGGGUCCCUGCCCAGGGGUCAAUCAGGCUGUAGGGGUGCCCUGAUGUUGCGUGGUGCUAAUGGGCCCCAUCCUGUCAGACAGGGGCUGUAGUCUCCUCCCUCAGCUCUCUGGGACCCCCUCAGCCCUCUCUGCUGGGCACUGGGGAGACUGAUAACUUGGGGAAGCAAGAGGCUGGGAGCCACUUCUCCCAAAGAAGUUGUUAAUCGUUUUAGCUUUUAUAAUCCCCUUGGGAGGACCCUCCCCCCCAUCCCUACUACUCUGCCCAAGCCAGGAUGUCUGGGGUGUGGGGGUUAGCAGGCUUCCCCUGUGUUCCCUAGGACUCAGCUGUUCUGGCAGUUCAGAGUUGAGAGCUGGGCCUGGAGCCCAGUUCUGGCCCUUCCUAAGCAUCAUGUCCCCCAGGAACAGGACUGUCUAGGGGUGGGGGACGAGGUCCUGCUCAGCUCCCCCUGCUCCCACUCCCCCCACCCCAUAUUGCCUUUGCAGGUGGACUCUCAGGGAUUCUGGGCCUGGGGGGUGGAGGGGGCUGCAGACCGGAGCUGUCUGAAUUCAUCUGGCACCCUCCAGCCUGCCUCCUGAGGGCCUCAGUUCUCUCCCUUCCCCUCACCUGUUACCCCUUGCUUCCAACCUGUUCACUACAAGUGAAGCCUGCCCCACCCCCAACACUCUAGAUAAGGAAGCAGGGGCCUUGAGUGAGGGGAGUGCUGAGGCCCCCUCCUUGCCCAGGCUAUAGAGUUUAGGACUGUGGUUAUUGUCAGGGAAGAGGGGUACGAAGCUUAUCUUGAGGUUUCUGAGUGAGAGAAGGGCUAGUAACACCACUAGGAACCUCAGGGUUGGGAUCCUCCCUCAUGGCCUGGGCACAGUGUAAUCUGGGGGUGUGGGUGGGGAACUGUGAAUACUUGAACUCUACCCCCCAACCCCCCACCCUCUACACUCCUCACCUGCCCUAAGCCCCGCCUAUGGGGCGGGGGUGGGAGUGCCUUGUCUAUCUUGCACAGUCUAGGGGAAGGGGAGAGAAGAUUAAGCCAAAUGUGGGGAGGGGAUGCAGAUGGAGCCCACUGGCCACCCCCUACCCUCUGAGUGUGUCUGAAAAUAAACUGCAAUCCCCCCACAACCACUUGGUAAUUUUUGUGUCCUU